AUGCAUUUGGUGGUGAUGAAGCACUCUUAUGAAGAUGCAAAUUCAAAUGUAAAGGAGUUGGAAAGUCAUUUGAAUUAUUUUAUUAAUGAUAUGCUGCAAGUUUAUAUUCUUAUUAAUGAAAAAGCAUUGGAGGUGAAAUCACAACAGGAUAGAAUCAAAGAGCACAAUGCAGAUAUUUUAAAUCAAAUAGAGGAAAUCAAAAAGAAUCUUGAUAAUGCGUAUGAAGAAGCACUGGAAGUACAAAUAUCCAAUAAUCAAUUGGUUCAUGAUAUACAAAGUAGUUUGGAUUACAGUCUUUUCACAGUGUCUAAUUUGAAUUCACAUCUUCAACUUAGUAUUAAUGAUUUUAUUGAGAAAAAUGAAGAUAUUCGAAGCCGUGCUCCAAUCAUAUUUGAAGAAAUAUUUGGACUAUUUUUGAAUCAUUUGAAUGAAUCGGGUCAGCUUGCCAUGGAUUCGUUUGAAGCGGCUCUCGAUUUAUCCUUGAAUAUGCUACAUCAAAAAUUAAAUCAAACAGAAAGAUCAAUUGACAAUCUCAACUCCAAAGUUUCAGAUCUUGCUCAUUUUGCAGAUUCACUCAAAAAAUAUGCUUCAAGUAUUUUUAAUGUACCAAAUUACGUGAGAACUUCAAUGAAUCAUAAGAUACAGCAAUGGAGGGAAUUUGGAAAUAUUAUGGUAGUUGGGGGUGUUUUCUUUUUUGUUGUGCUAACUUUACUUGUUCUCUCAUUCAUAAGAACACAGGUUAUGAAGGUAUUCAGAUUUGCAUUUAUUGGCAUACCAAUGAUUACGGGAAUUGCAUUAGCUAUAUUCAUCUUAAGGCUCUUGAGUAUGCCUAUGAAAGUUGUUGAUAUAGAUUAA
Molecule: messenger RNA, 855 nt
Organism: Candida albicans SC5314
Lineage: Eukaryota; Fungi; Ascomycota; Pichiomycetes; Serinales; Debaryomycetaceae
Exons: 1
Coding region: 1-855 (284 amino acids)
Biological process (GO): nuclear membrane fusion involved in karyogamy; karyogamy involved in conjugation with cellular fusion
Cellular component (GO): endoplasmic reticulum membrane
Source: RefSeq, a predicted model, not a curated record